This is a messenger RNA of Bipolaris sorokiniana ND90Pr, 1318 nucleotides long. RefSeq lists its product as uncharacterized. NCBI's taxonomy places the organism in Eukaryota, Fungi, Ascomycota, Dothideomycetes, Pleosporales, Pleosporaceae. The record is from RefSeq and is a predicted model, not a curated record. The transcript has 2 exons. Bases 73 to 1134 code for a protein of 353 amino acids.
CUCACCUGCUGACCGUAGAUAUUUAAUCGUCAUUGCCAUUCUUGCAGUCCACUGCCAAGACUAAUAUUCAAUAUGCGGCUGACACGAGUUGCAUCGCUUGGAAUUGCGUGCACAAUAUUUGCUAGCACGCUUGCACAUGUGAAACUAGUUAGCCCCCUUCGACCGGGCGUGUACGAUGUGACGCAGAUGAACAGUUGGACGGCUGGUGAAGCGCAAACAAUCCGCUUUGUGGGCUCUGCAGUUCAUGGGGGUGGAUCCUGCCAAUUCUCAUUGUCUGAAGAUCUGCAGCCCACCAAAAACAGCCGGUGGAAGGUAAUACAUAGCGUGGUUGGGGGGUGCCCAGCUACCGCAGAGGAGAAUUUGUUAGGAGGUCCUGCGAGCCCCAUCCCGGACACAUUUGAGGUUGUGCUCCCAAAAGAGCUGCCCAGUGGUACCUAUACUUUUGCUUGGACCUGGUUCAACAAGAAAGGCAACCGCGAAAUUUAUAUGAACUGUGCCCCAAUUAGCGUCCGCGGCGGAGGAACCGACCCUGGAUUUCUAGCGUCCCUUCCCGACAUGUUUAUCGCUAACUUACCAAGCUCAGCGUGUUCAACCAUUGAGAACUUUGACUUCGCGUUCCCAGAUCCUGGAAGCGCUGUACAGACCGGGAGUCAGGCACGACCUACCACGGGGCUUCUCGGUUCCGGGUGUGCUUCAAUGACUGCGCUCGGUGGCGAGCUGCAGGCGCCUCGCCCAGCAGAUGCAUUAUCUAACAACUCGCCCAGCCAGGCAAGCGCGCUCACAGUUUUACACGAACAGCCGACGUAUUCAGCUUCUGAGACCGCAUCCCUGAACUGGUUCAGCCGUGCACCAGUUAAAGCUCUCGCUGCUGGAGGGAUGCCAGCUUCCGAAGCCAAGGCUUUCGUUGCUCAAGCUACCCAGGCGUUGGCUUCCCAAGGGUCAACACCACCCACAGGUGUAGCAGGAAGCCUACCAGCUGCAUCUCAGACCUGCAUUCCAUGUAGCCCAGCGAACGAGGUCGUGUGUAUAGGCAGCUACCAUUACGGCCUUUGCGAUCACGGCUGUGCGCGUUCCCAGUUACUAGCGCCAGGAACGGUCUGUGCAGGUGGGCAGAUCUUGAAGCGUAUGGUGUGAGAGGCAGUUAUUGCUCGGUAAUCCCUAUACAACAUGCAUAUCAUCCAUGUCUGUCUUUGUUUUCCUUCUGCGAUGCAUAUGCAUGAACGUAGGCGGUGUAUCAAGAGGAUUGAAUGUAGUAGAGCGAUCAUGAGACGAUACGGAGGAAAAUGAGAGAAAAUAUAUGAGAUAGGCAUUAAGGUAC